Messenger RNA from Dentiscutata erythropus, 313 nucleotides. The record is from the annotation of a GenBank genome assembly. NCBI's taxonomy places the organism in Eukaryota, Fungi, Glomeromycota, Glomeromycetes, Diversisporales, Gigasporaceae.
AACUACAAAACCUGUUCCACUAGACGUGACAGAACGAAACAAUCGUUCUGCCAGAAAUCAAACUUCAUUUGAUCGAUUAUUUUGUAAAAGAUUCUAUCGAAUAUGUCGAAUACUAUUUUCUCGUUCAAAUCCUGAUGGAAAUCUUAUUGGAAUAUGGUCUAUCUUUAUUUUGGCCAGCCUUAUAAAUGAGAUUGCCGUUUAUUUUGUUGGAAGCAUUCCAAGUAGAUUUUAUAUUAUCUUGACUAGUAAAGAUUUGGAUGGUCUGAAAACUCUCAUGGUUUUUUCUGUACUUAUUGUUUUGGGCGCUGGUCUG